Malaya genurostris is the source of this 3435-nucleotide messenger RNA. RefSeq lists its product as uncharacterized. The record is from RefSeq and is a predicted model, not a curated record. NCBI's taxonomy places the organism in Eukaryota, Metazoa, Arthropoda, Insecta, Diptera, Culicidae. The transcript has 2 exons. The coding region runs from base 733 to 1647 and encodes 304 amino acids.
AAGGUAAUAAAAAAAUUCCAAAAAAUGUUUAACGUCGAAAUGAUUCUAAACGGUUUUUUUUUAAAUAUCGUGUGUUGUGUCAUAGUUGGCAUUGGGCCCUUUUCAAGGUAAAUUCUGACAUUUUGAACCUGAGAGUGUAAUAGUGCAAUAUUUUGGUUUUGAUUGUUGUCGCCAUUGCUAAUAUAUGGGAUGAAUAAAGGACCAACGAUAGGAUGAAUGAAUACAAAACCUUUGAGAUUAAAUUAGGAACACAGCAGUGAACAUAUCAGAAGUGCCUUAAUACCUUAAAACACUACACUUUUCUCCAAAUUUAGAUUUUAUUCAUCAAUUUGAAGAAUUGUUGAGCAAAAUAGGCAAAAUUGUCUUUCAAAAAAAUAUUCGGCUAUCUCCGCCUAGCAAUUUAAUUUGAACCACUAAGCAGACGCAAAGUUUGCAUUAUUAUGCAACACUAUACUAAUACUACUGCCUAGGUGCAAUAUCAUUUGUGUUUGUGUGUUUGUGCGUUGUGUGAUAAUCUGGCAGUCUGCCAAGUAUCGUAGUAGUAUCGACGAACGAAAGGGAAAGCAACAAGCUGUAUACGCGCCUCCUUCCUGGAUGAAUACACGGUAAAACGGCGAAAGUGAAGUCCCAUCGCGCCCACCCAAACGUCUGUCCCGGUGGUGGCGGCACCAAGCAGUUUACCUACCUUGGUUGGUUCGAAACGAAAAGGAUACAAUGUCACGAAUCUAGCCAAUGAAAAAAAAGAACACAAUCAUGGAUUACCAGCGGUUUGAAAGCAUCCUAGCAGCAAGCCCACUUCCACGGCCGUCCUCUUCCGCUGGUCGGGUUCAUCCAGUGGACCCCGACCGAACGCCACAGGAUAGUGACGAUAAUGAGUAUGACCAACCGCAUCAGCCACCGCCGUUCCGCCGCAGCCACUCGAUGCGAUCAUCCUUCACCUCACUGCGAAGUCUGAAAACACGCCUCAAGCACCCAACGGCAGCUGCAAAAUACGGACCACUAUCGUCACCGGGGCGUGAAUGUUCCCACCAGCACCAGCCACAACACCAGCAGCAGCACCAGCACCAGCACACAUUCACAACGGCUGCGGCAGCAGCAGCUAAAGCCAACCUGAAAACCAAACUGCUAAAACUACGGGAAACUUAUGCCGAGUUCAAACGGUUGCAAUCAUCAUCAUCAUCAUCCUCCAGUGACAGUGCCAAAGCGCACACCAAGUUCGAUACGGAGUGCUGGGUUAACUUUAAAAUACCGGACUCCAUUCCACCGAAGGCGGCAGCACUUCUGUUGGAAGGACCGGCCCGGCGAAAAGUCCAACGGUCCCAAUCUUUACGGCCGUCGGAGCGAACCAAUCUCGAGCCCAAAUAUGCGACCACGAUAGGAGGACGAACCACAGAAGCCACGGCAACAACUUGCCAAAGCGGGAAACUGACAGUACGAAAAGUCAGCCUACAAUCGGAAGCGAUGCCUACGAUCCCGAAGCCUUCCGACGGUACCCAACAUAAUCUAACCAUCGCAAGGACGGCAACCAUCAGGAAAAGCUCGGUGUGGGCCAACAGCAGCAGUAGCAAUAAGGAACUGUUUGUAUUUGAUUUUUUUUUAUGGGACCUUUCUACGAAAGAAAGAAAACCCGUUUCCCGCUGUAGCUAGCGGAGAAAGGAAACAUCCGAGCCGCCGUUCCUUUUUUUGUUUUUUGCUGUCCUUCUACUUCCACUUAUGAGAGAUUGCCGGGGCCAAACCAAACAAACAUAAUAAAUUAUUCAUCAUCCGUAGUGCGAGCCGAUAAUUCCCACUCGAAACAUUCAUCAGAGCCACUUCACCGGUCACCAAGUGGAAAUCGUCAAGUCAAUGGCUUAGCAUCGUCCGAUUGAGAACAUAAUAAAUCUCAAUUCCCAAUCAUCCGUCAAACGGCCAUCGACACCGGCGGCGCACUGUGGGCCCAAAACUGUUUUGACAUUUUGUCUUUUAAAGGGCUUGGGUUUUUUCCAAGACUAAAAUUGAAUUCCUAAUUUUACUUUUAACGUCUCUCGGAUAUUUUGAUCCCCAGACAGAAAUACUGCACAAGUCACGGAAUGCACCCCGGAUCACUUAAUCACUUUGAUGUAGUCAUUUUUCCACUCAAAGCCCACAGUCAGUCGCUGCGUUAUUUUUUGGUUGGCUGUCCUGUGGUAGGGUUACCAACUUUUCUAGUUGCUGUAUUCUUGUCAGGAUAUCGUAACGAAUAAAGGCUUGUUUGCAACGAAGCCUGGACAGAUAAAAUUUGGAAUAAAACAAAAACAUUAGUCAUCAUAAAACUAAUUACAGGCUAUUAAAUUAAGCUGCAUGAAGAAACUAUGACCUUUUUUACCAGCUGUUAAUGUAUAUGCAGCUUUCUCUGUAACCGAUUAAGCUGCUUUUGUCCAAGACUCGCGACAUUUUUCUACAGUUGUAGUUAGGUUAGGUGGUAUCGCCUUUUACGGUACAGCUUGGACUCCAUUCGCUUUAUAUCGUUAUCGAACAUCUUUGACGUAGUGACAAGAUGCCAAAUCAGGCCAGAAUAGCGAGGGUGCGUUAUGGAUGCAUUGGAAUUGUAACAAUCGUUCAUUUAGGCAUUCUUCAAGGUAUAUUUCCUUGUUUAUCGUUUCGUUAGAGAUGAAGCUUUGGCUUGCUCGACCACAGCUGCAUAUUACUUGCAAAACUAAAUAUUUUUGGGAAACUUCGCCUCUUCGUCCUAAACUUCUUUCCGUUGCAUGGCAGUAUGGAAGCGGGAAGCUGCCCAAUGUCUUAGAGAACGUAAGUUUCACCGUCCAUUAUUACGUAGGAAAACUUCGUCAAAUAUUUGCGAUACAACUUGUGGGCCCGGUUGUCAGUUUGUCAUUACGGUUCGGUACAGUUGCAACUUUGUCCGACUUUAUACCUUGCCGGUACAAAGUUAGAGAAAAAGUUGCUUGAAAAAAAUGCACAAAAAACUACUUGAAAAACUGCUCAAAAUAACUUUAAAAAUAUCAACAAACUGCUCGCAAAGCUUCUCGAAAUAACUGCUCAAAGAACUUGCUCGAAAAAACUACUCGAAAAAAGUGCGAAAAAACUGUUCGAAAAUUACUCAAAUAGUUUGAUCGAGAAAAAUGCUAAAAAACUGUUCUAAAAUACUGAUAAAAAACUAAUUGAAAAUAUUACUCGAAUAAACUGCUAAAAAAAAUGCUCCAGAAACUGCUUGAAGAAACUGCUCAAAAACAUGCUCACAAAAACUGCACGUUGAUUUUUCUGGAAAAAAAAUUUCUGGAAAAAAAUUGGAACUUCACAAAAACUGCACGGAAAACCUGCUUGACAAAUCUGUUCAAACUUUCUCAAAAAAACUGCUUGAAAAAUUCUCGUGCAAACUUAUGGCGUUUUUCAUUGAAAAACACUGGUGGCGUGGAUUGCUCUGGCUUUGCACUUUCGAGCAGAAAUCGCAAUGAA